ACAAAAACAAGUCUGCACAAUCUGCAAAGUAACACAAAAACGGCAUGGAUUUGCUUUGUAAAAUAAAAUAUUGUUUUGAAAAAUAUUAACAAUUGUAAAAAAAUUACAAAAUAAUAAAAAACUACACAUAAGCAACCAACAACAUGGCGGGCAGAGGAAGAGGUAAAACUGGUUCUCUAACACAGGAACAAUUGCAAACAUUGGGAUGUGUGGGCAAGGAUAUACCACAAGUACAAACGGCACCGCCACCAACCUAUCCACCCUUAAUGUCAAAACCGGUUACACUAGAGACAACAGCUGCCCAAAGUUAUCAGAUAUUGUGGAAAGAGGAUUUUCUCAACCACAUGAGAGACUCACCUUAUUUUCUACAGACGGAAGAAAAAACCAAAAUAAAUAAAUCUAUUUUAAGUUAUGGUCAAAUAAAUGCAAACGACUCGGAAUCGAAUAAGAUGAAAGCAAAAGCAGAAUUUAAUUGGUCUCUAAUGCCUGCCGAAUUGCAAAUGGCUAAUAGAAAACGCCGUGUAGAUUUGAAAGCCAAGGAAUUGAAAAAGACCAAGGCGGCCAAUAUAGAGGAUCGCUUAAAGCAAUUGGAAGAAAAAGAACGUAACGAAAAUGACAAGGAAACCGGUAAUAAGGUCAAUUCCGAUUCUGAACAGGAAAUGGAGGAGAAUGAAGAGAUCGUGGACGAUGAAAUGGAUGAUGAAAAUGAUUAUGGUAAUAGUUAUUUCGAUAAUGGAGAAGCCUACAAUGAAGAGGAUGAUAACCUGGAUGAUGGUCCUGUUUAUUAGAAUAAAGAAAAUAAGAAAAAAGUUAAA
Messenger RNA from Lucilia cuprina (Australian sheep blowfly), 815 nucleotides. It is a transcript of the gene Polr3G, whose product is annotated as DNA-directed RNA polymerase III subunit RPC7. NCBI's taxonomy places the organism in Eukaryota, Metazoa, Arthropoda, Insecta, Diptera, Calliphoridae. The transcript has 3 exons. The coding region runs from base 144 to 788 and encodes 214 amino acids. The record is from RefSeq and is a predicted model, not a curated record. Gene Ontology annotation, biological process: transcription by RNA polymerase III. Gene Ontology annotation, cellular component: RNA polymerase III complex.